Messenger RNA from Anguilla rostrata (American eel), 601 nucleotides. It is a transcript of the gene rpl22l1, whose product is annotated as ribosomal protein L22-like 1. Gene Ontology annotation, cellular component: ribosome. The record is from RefSeq and is a predicted model, not a curated record. The transcript is spliced from 4 exons. Gene Ontology annotation, molecular function: RNA binding; structural constituent of ribosome. Gene Ontology annotation, biological process: cytoplasmic translation. Lineage: Eukaryota; Metazoa; Chordata; Actinopteri; Anguilliformes; Anguillidae. Bases 4 to 495 code for a protein of 163 amino acids.
CCCAUGACGCACUCUCUUGAACUGAGUUACAUUUUAACACGUGGCACUGACGUCAUUGCGCCUACAAAUUACUUGCGCAGAACACUCGACUUCCUCUUUCACCGCAAGCUCAACAUGGCGCCUAAAAGGCAAACCAUCGUAAAGAAGGACAAAAAGAGGGCUUCUUGGAAGUUCACUCUUGACCUCACCCACCCUGUUGAGGAUGGAAUCUUGGACUCUGGGAGCUUUGAGUCCUUUCUGAAGGAGAGGGUAAAGGUCAAUGGAAAAACAGGGAAUCUGGGCAAUAUUGUGCAGAUUGCUCGCUUGAAGAACAAAAUCACUGUCACUUCAGAAAAGCAGUUCUCCAAGAGGUACCUGAAAUACCUCACCAAGAAGUACCUGAAGAAGAAUAACCUGCGGGACUGGUUGAGAGUGGUAGCCUCAGACAAGGAGAGCUAUGAGCUGCGUUACUUCCAGAUUAGCCAGGAUGAUGAGGAAUCUGAGACUGACGAGUAAACCUCCAGCUCUGGAGGACUUCUAGGCAUGGACAAAAUGACGACAGUAUCCAGCCGCAAUGCCUGGAUGAGUAGCUUAACUGAAAAUAAAUGUAUUUUCCAAACCA